AUGAGUCUGGUGGUUGGUCAGUCGUUGGGUUUAACUCUAACCGGCGAUGGUGUUUCGUUACGCAAUUCGAGAAGAAAUGGCGGUAAAUCUAAGUUCUUGUUGGUGAAUCGGAGGAGAUUCGCGCGUGCUGCUCUGGUUCAGGCUAGGCCCAUGGAGGAUGGAGCGGCGGCGAUUCCUUCACCACCGUCGAGGGCGGCUACCGCGCCGGUUGUUCAAUACCGACGGGCUGAACUCGCGGAUGAUCUUCAAGCCGAGGCGCGAGCUUUGGGUCGUGCUGUUGAUGCUUCUAUCUAUUCUCCGGAGCUCAUCGCCAGGAAACACGGCUCUCAGCCCCUCAAGGCUUUGCGGAGAAGUGUGGAGAUAUUGGCAGCUUUGGGUGGUUUCGCACUGAAAUUGGGGAUUGAUCAGAGGCAAGGCAAGCUUGAGCAGAAGAUGAAACAGAGAGCGGGUGAGCUCCGCCGGAUUUUCACUCGUCUCGGUCCCACUUUCGUUAAAUUAGGUCAAGGUCUAUCCACCCGACCCGACCUCUGUCCACCGGAUUACCUUGAAGAACUCGCCGAACUUCAGGAUGCUUUGCCAACUUUCCCUGAUGCAGAGGCCUUUGCUUGCAUUGAGAGAGAGCUUGAUCUGUCUCUAGAAUCCAUUUUCUCGUCUGUGUCCCCUGAGCCAAUCGCAGCAGCUAGUCUGGGCCAGGUUUACAAAGCCCAGCUGAGGUAUUCGGGUCAGGUUGUUGCGGUCAAAGUCCAACGCCCUGGAAUCGAAGAAGCCAUUGGUCUUGACUUCUACCUUAUUAGAGGCGUUGGGAAACUCAUUAACAAGUACGCAGACUUCAUCACUACCGACGUCCUCGCCCUUAUCGACGAGUUUGCCUGCAGAGUUUAUCAGGAGCUCAACUACGUCCAGGAGGCCCAAAAUGCUAGGAGGUUCAAGAAACUCUAUGCUGAUAAAGCAGAUGUUCUUGUACCUGAUAUAUUCUGGGAUUACACGAGCCGCAAGGUGCUGACGAUGGAAUGGGUCGAGGGAACUAAACUGAACGAGCAAGUUGCCAUUGAGAGUCAGGGCUUGAAGGUUCUUGAUCUUGUGAACACAGGAAUCCAGUGUAGCUUAAGGCAACUCUUAGAGUAUGGGUUUUUCCAUGCCGACCCUCAUCCUGGUAAUCUCUUGGCAACACCUGAUGGGAAACUUGCCUUUUUAGACUUUGGUAUGAUGAGUGAGACACCAGAGGAAGCUAGGUUUGCUAUCAUAGGCCAUGUUGUUCAUUUGGUCAACCGAGAUUAUGAAGCCAUGGCCCGAGAUUACUAUGCUUUGAAGUUCUUGUCCCCUGACGUUGAUGUUACUCCCAUCGUACCAGCGCUCAGAGACUUCUUUGACGAUGCACUUAAUUAUACAGUCAGCGAGCUCAAUUUCAAAACACUGGUUGAUGGUCUAGGUGCUGUCUUCUAUCAGUAUCCGUUUAAUGUCCCCGCCUACUAUGCUUUGAUUCUGAGGUCGCUUACUGUGCUUGAAGGUUUGGCACUUUACGCAGAUCCUAACUUCAAAGUGUUGGCUGCAUCAUACCCGUAUUUUGCCAAAAGGCUUCUCACUGAUCCAAACCCGUAUCUAAGAGACGCCCUUAUUGAGCUUCUGUUCAAAGAUGGAAAGUUUAGGUGGAACAGACUUGAGAACCUUCUACAACAGGGAAGUAAAGAUAGGGAUUUCUCGGCAAAAGAUGCUCUACAACCUGUUUUGAAGCUGCUGCUGGAUCCAAACGGCGAAGAGCUUCGACUGUUAGUAAUUAAAGAAGCUGUAAGGGUCAGCGAAGCAAUGGCUCUGGGCACUGUCGUUGAUACAUACAAUUCCAUGCCUGAGUUUUUGAGAUCUCUUGUCUUCAAUGGAAAUGGGAAUGGCCCUCUUACAAUGAAUGCCACGGAACUCGAAAGCACGCUCGAGCUUCGGGACCAGGUCUCAAGAAUCUGGGGCCUUCUUCAGUCUUCAGAAAGCUUUGAUCCAGCGAUUUUGCAGCCAAUAGUACAGGUGUUACAACAGCCGGAAGCACGAAGACUUGGAGGACGUGUUGCAGGCGGUGUAGGCCAACGUCUUGCAGCUCGGUUUCUGCAACAGCUCCUUCGAGCUACAACACCAUCUUCGUCACCAGUCACAUAA
This is a messenger RNA of Thlaspi arvense, 2142 nucleotides long. Lineage: Eukaryota; Viridiplantae; Streptophyta; Magnoliopsida; Brassicales; Brassicaceae. The record is from the annotation of a GenBank genome assembly.